Molecule: messenger RNA, 2255 nt
Organism: Dioscorea cayenensis subsp. rotundata (Guinea yam)
Lineage: Eukaryota; Viridiplantae; Streptophyta; Magnoliopsida; Dioscoreales; Dioscoreaceae
Product: probable 28S rRNA (cytosine(4447)-C(5))-methyltransferase
Exons: 17
Coding region: 50-1897 (615 amino acids)
Biological process (GO): rRNA base methylation; maturation of LSU-rRNA
Cellular component (GO): nucleolus
Molecular function (GO): rRNA (cytosine-C5-)-methyltransferase activity; RNA binding
Source: RefSeq, a predicted model, not a curated record
UAGAGUGGGUUUUAACUCCAAGAGCAGAGCUCUUUGCGACUCCGCUUCAAUGGCUGCUGUCAAGAAGAAGAAUCGCGGGAAGCCCCAGAACCCUAACCCUAAGAACCAAAGGAAGAAGAACCAGAAGCGUGAAGAGGAUGAGGAGGAGCUUGAGGUCGAGCCCAUGGACACUGCCACCGAUUCAGACAACGAUGUUGCGGAGGUUGAGGGGGGAUCUCCAUCCGAGGUUUCCAGUGAUGACGAUGAGCCACUUGGGGAUGAUUUCUUCGGCGCCAGCGAUGAUGAGAAUGAGGAGGGAUCGGGGUCGGAAGAUGACUUGGAGGCUAAAUCAAGGGCGAUUGAGGAGGCAAGGGCGAAGGAGGAGGAGGAUGCCGAAGCCGAAUUGAAGCUUAAUAUCAAGGAAGAAUCCGACGAGUUUCUGUUGCCCACCAAAGAGGAACUUGAACAAGAAGGUAAUCUCCCACCUAAUCUUCGGAGCCUCAACAAAAGGAUUAAUGAUAUUGUUCGCGUGCUCACCAAUUUCAAGACUUUGAGACAAGAGGGUGCUACAAGGAAAGAUUAUUUGUCGCAACUCAAGGCUGACCUGAUUUCAUACUAUGGUUACAAUGAGUUUCUCAUUGAAGCACUUAUGGAUUUAUUCCCUGCAUUGGAACUUGUGGAACUUUUGGAAGCUUUUGAAAAGAAACGGCCCAUAUGCUUAAGGACAAACACUUUAAAGACUCGUAGACGGGAUCUUGCUAAUGUUUUGAUAAAUAAAGGAGUGAACCUGGAUCCCAUAGGCAAGUGGUCAAAGGUUGGGCUAGUUGUGUAUGACUCGCAAGUUCCUAUUGGUGCAACUCCUGAAAUUAUGGCAGGCCAUUACAUGCUUCAGGGUGCAAGCUCCUUUUUACCUGUUAUGGCACUUGCUCCUCAGGAAAAAGAGCGUAUUGUGGAUAUGGCGGCUGCUCCAGGUGGUAAAACAACGUAUAUUGCAGCUCUUAUGAAGAAUACUGGAAUAAUAUAUGCAAAUGAGCUGAAAACUCACAGGCUUAACUCAUUAACAGCCAACAUACAUCGUUUGGGUGUGACAAAUACUAUAGUUUGCAACUACGAUGGGAAAGAGCUACCUAAGGUCUUGGGUUUAAAUUCAAUUGAUCGGGUGUUGUUGGAUGCCCCCUGCAGUGGGACUGGGGUAAUAUCUGAAGAUGCAUCUGUUAAAACUUCAAAGAGUAUUGAAGAUAUACAAAAUUGUGCUUUCCUCCAAAAGCAACUAAUUUUAGCGGCAAUUGACUUAGUUGAUGCCAAUUCAAAAUCAGGGGGGUACAUAGUUUACUCAACUUGCUCAAUAAUGGUUGCUGAGAAUGAAGCGGUCAUUGACUAUGCACUCAAGAAAAGAGAUGUACAACUUGUGCCAUGUGGGUUGGAUUUUGGCCGGCCUGGGUUCAUACGCUUCAGGGAGCACCGUUUCCAUCCCUCAUUGGAAAAGACUAGGCGUUUUUACCCACAUGUAAACAACAUGGAUGGUUUCUUUGUGGCCAAGUUGAAGAAGAUGAGCAAUUCCAAAAAAGCAACUGAACCACUAAAACCAUCAGAAAAGAUGGAACAAGCUGCUGGAACAGAUGAUGUCGAAGAUGUUCCAGAUGACAAAAAAACUGAAGAUGUUCCAACCAAAGAUACCACAAAAGCAAGCCAACCUACAUCUGGCUUGAGGAAGAAAAAGAAAUUCAAGGCGAAACAUCCCAAACCACAAAAAGAUGGAGCAGUAAAAGAAAAUGGAGUUUCCAAUAAGACAGAUAAUGGAACAGCCAGAGAGAAGAGGAAGAAAAGGAAGCCUCCACCUAGAGAGGAGAUCUCCCAAUUGAGAGAGAAGAAAAGGGAAGCUUUGAGGAAUAAGAAAGCAAAGAAACAAGGCACCUAAACAGAUAGAGAGUUUUCUGUGUGGAAGACAUUGCCUUGAGCUCUCAGGCUGAAGAAGAGCUGCUUGUCUUGUGAAGCUUUAUAUAGCUUUGAAGCAUGCAAGCUGUUUUUGACAAUGCAUUUAGUGAAAGUUUAUCAGAGCUAUAUAUCCACGUUCUUGAGCUUAUUAAGUGCUGAAGUAUUUCAAGAUGAUGUAUAAUUUUAUUGUUUUCAAUUUGCUAGCCUUUUUUUAAUUCCUCAUUAUUAAAUCACUGUGCUCAAUUGUAUUGUGAGAAAGCUUGUUUUGUAUGACAAUGUUUUUUUGACAAAUAGACCCCUGUAAAAUUUAUUUAAUUGCAUUUUUUUCUCUCUAAAACCUG